This is a messenger RNA of Dissoconium aciculare CBS 342.82, 828 nucleotides long. RefSeq lists its product as uncharacterized. The coding region runs from base 1 to 828 and encodes 275 amino acids. The transcript is spliced from 2 exons. The record is from RefSeq and is a predicted model, not a curated record. NCBI's taxonomy places the organism in Eukaryota, Fungi, Ascomycota, Dothideomycetes, Mycosphaerellales, Dissoconiaceae.
AUGACUUCUUCGACAAAUAGCGAGGAAUUCUACGGCAGUGGCAGUCAUGCCAAAUCGCAGCUGAACACUGUGAAGCGUUACCCUGGCCGCGGUAAAUAUGACUAUCAACAAGUUUAUCCUAUUGUCGACCAAGCUCCUAUCCUCCAUGUAGCUUUCCAGCCGUCCACGAAUGAUGAAGGGCCCACGUUUCCCGUCAUACUUCCUAUGCUGGGCUGCAUGGGAUCUUUUGGGUCUUCUGCUGCUAUUGAGAGCGUUUCGCCGCCCGACUUGUACCUGCACGGCUACGUUUCUGCUCGUAUGAUGCGGCUCUCGCGCAGCGCUACCGCCGAAGACCCUUCCGGAAUGCCCGUCUGCGUGUCUGCCACGCUGAUGGACGGUAUAGUGCUUGCAUUGACACCCAACCACCACAGCUGUAACUAUCGAUCAGCAGUGAUUUUCGGACACGCAUCAAUCGUUGACGACGAAGCCGAACGGCUUUUUGCAAUGGAGCUGAUCACCAACAAUCUUGUUCCUGAACGUUGGCAGCAUACGAGAUAUCCUAAUGGUGCAGAGCUAAAAAGCACGGGAAUCUUAAAGGUCACAAUUCAUUCUGCGAGCGCGAAAGUGAGGACGGGGAGCACCGGGGAGGCGCGGGAGGAUCUGAAGAACGAGGAAAUGAGGAAGACAGUCUGGUCAGGCGUCGUGCCUAGUCGAACAGUGUAUGAUGAACCAAUACCCGCGUCGACAAACAUGCACAAGGGCACUCCACCAUAUAUCGCGCAGUGGGUGGAAGAUUUCAAUGCAGUCGGGAAAAUCUACGCAGCACAAGCGGGCAGGCCAGUCAACUAG